Molecule: messenger RNA, 627 nt
Organism: Acanthosepion pharaonis
Lineage: Eukaryota; Metazoa; Mollusca; Cephalopoda; Sepiida; Sepiidae
Source: the annotation of a GenBank genome assembly
AUGAUCACCAAGCUUUACUUUAAAAUACGCAAAAUAGGCUUGCUUGACAAAUGUGCUGAUGACUGCCCUUUGACUGGGAAUAGUGAAACUGCCACAGAUAUAACGAAAGGAAUCAGGACUUCCCUCUUUCUUCACGUUCUUCUUUCUUGCUCCAUUUCUUUAUUUACGUUCUUUCUUUCUUUUCUUUACGUUCCUCUUUGUUCCGGUUCCUUUUACGUCCCUCUUUGUUUACGUUCUUCUUUCUUUCUUUCUCUCUUUCUUUCUUUCUUUCUCUCUUUCUUUCUUUCUUUUCUUUCCUUCUUUCUUUCUUUUCUUUGUUUCCGUUUCUUUCUUUUUGUUUAUUUAUUUAUUUACGUUCCUCUUUCUUUGCGUAUCUUUUACGUCCCUUUUUACGUUCUUCUUUCAUUCUUUCUCUCUUUCUUUCGUUCUUUACGUUCUUUCUUGCUUGCUUGCUUUCUUUCUUUUUUUCUUUCUUUACAUUCCUCUUUCUUUCCGUUUCUCUUUCUUUCCGUUCUUUUGACGCUCCUCUUUCUUGGCGUACUUCUUUCUUUCUUUCUUUCUUUCUUGCUUUCUUUCUUUCUUUCUUUCUCUCUCUCUCUCUCUCUCUCUCUCUCUCUCUCUCUCUAA